GAUUUCGGUCUGCUUUUUGCCGCCAAAAAUAUUUUUUGAACUCGUAGCGCCCGGCCUUUACAGGCAACUGGUGUGCUUGAGUGGUUGUUUCCUUUGGCCAUUCAAAAUGUUACGAGAGAUAAAACCUCGAAAUGCUCGGACUGCACGAAUCGUCAAGGCACGAGAACCGCAACAGGUCGAAUCGCGCAAACGAGUUCUCCUGCUACACGGCGGUAAGUGCCCGCAGCCAGUCAGUUCGGUGCUCAAGACCGUACACACUUUGACGAAACCCGACUCGGUGCUCCUGAACAAGAAAAAUAACGAUGUUCAUCCAUUCGAAGACACUUCUUCCCUCGAAUUCCUUGCGCAGAAAAAUGACUGCGGUGUGGUUGUCUUUGGAGCACAUUCGAAGAAGAGACCGAAUAAUAUUAUCGUGUUACGUAUAUUCGACGGCAAGGUCCUCGAUAUGGCGGAACUCCUGCUUGUCUUGCCGCCCGAUCAGCCGGAGAAGGAACAAAAGUUACAAAUCGGCGUGGAGAUGAAGCCCUUGAUGCUGUUUGCCGGCUCUCAAUGGGAUGACACUUCGUCCUCUGAACAGGCUGCGCUCUACGGAACCCUCAAGUCGCUCAUGUUGGAUCUCUUCCAAGGCGAGGAGGUAUCGUCGAUUGAUGUGGCUGGCCUACAGUAUAUUCUCAUGGUCGCUGCGGGGGAGAGCUCGAGUGCUUCCACAGACCUGAAUGAUCCUGCCAAUAAGCCCGUGUUGCACCUUCGAUGGUACCGAAUCCGAACCAUGAGAUCCAACAAUGCCAAAAUACCGCGCGUGGAGCUCGAUCCGAUCGGACCCAGCUUCGAUCUCCGAGUUGGACGCUACCGAGAAGCAGAUCAUGGAGUGAUGAGAGAAGCGCUCAAACAUGGACGUCGGCCUAACGACGCACGCACCAAGAAGAACAUUGUGACGGAUCUGGUUGGUGACAAGAUCGGUCGUGUCCAUCUCGGCAAGCAGGACCUCAGCACGCUGCAGACACGAAAAAUGAAAGGUCUCAAAAGAGGUCGUGAUAAUCUCGAAGAGGAUGAAGUCAUGAACGGAGGUGAAUCUGACGGGGAUAUUGUCAGUCAAGACGAGGAUAUGAUUGAUGGCGGCAUGGACAUCGACGAUGAGCCCUCUGAAGGGGGUAGCAGUGCAGGUGGUAGUGGCGAUGAGAUCAGUAUUGGCGAUGACGACGACGAGGAAAUGGCGGAUGAAGAGCAGAACGAAAAGCCUAAACGACAGCGAAUAUCCUGAAAGUGAACCCAUGGAGCUGCUACACCUAAGAUGGAGAAGGACCGAAUCCGUCUAAGCAGAGUUCCUUGCAGAUAACAGUCAGAUAAAUGGUCUGACUCGAUGCCUGAUAUCACAGGCCUCCUUCUGCCGUUGCUCUACAGGCUCAGGCUGGACGAAUCGUCGUGUCCAGAACUCCAAAGACUGCCAUGGGCUUCAUCCUCUUGGUCAUUGCUGUCACCAGUCUGUCUACAACCCACGUAGCACGAACGUGCUUUGCGUGCGGAGAGGAAAGCAUCUAUGCCUCGAGUCGUUUGGUGACCUCAAGGCACUCUCCACGUCAAACAAGGCUGAAGGAGAAGGUUGUGGGGAUGUGGUAUUGAUGAGUGUGAGGGUAUCAGGCACGGCUCAUCAUAGCUUAGAGAGGUACAGGAGGUGCAGGAUGUAUAUUAAGUCCCUCUUCGACUAUGGAUCAAUAUGGAAUUACGGAGGUGGAUGUAACUCCGUACCUAGGCAGUGAUGGGCGAGAUAUUACCGUAUGGACCACAAUUGGAAUCUAGCAGAGCCGAGGCAAUGAGGCUG
This is a messenger RNA of Exophiala xenobiotica, 1819 nucleotides long. RefSeq lists its product as uncharacterized. The transcript has 2 exons. NCBI's taxonomy places the organism in Eukaryota, Fungi, Ascomycota, Eurotiomycetes, Chaetothyriales, Herpotrichiellaceae. Bases 107 to 1261 code for a protein of 384 amino acids. Gene Ontology annotation, molecular function: rRNA binding. Gene Ontology annotation, cellular component: nucleolus. Gene Ontology annotation, biological process: maturation of LSU-rRNA from tricistronic rRNA transcript (SSU-rRNA, 5.8S rRNA, LSU-rRNA); ribosomal large subunit assembly. The record is from RefSeq and is a predicted model, not a curated record.